Molecule: messenger RNA, 345 nt
Organism: Clonostachys rhizophaga
Lineage: Eukaryota; Fungi; Ascomycota; Sordariomycetes; Hypocreales; Bionectriaceae
Source: the annotation of a GenBank genome assembly
AUGAAUACGCACCUAGAGAUCUUGGCAAUAGGUAAUAGCCCUGGAAGUAAUAGGGAGAGGCUUCAACUGGAAAAGGAUAUAGAGGUUUCACAGCAAUACCUUAAACCUCUAGCUAAGUAUCAACGCAAAAGAUAUAUCGGAUUGGAGAAGCAGUUGCUGAUAGGGAUAGUAAUUAAAUACUGGUUACUUUACUUACUGAUUUGUUUGAUGUUAAAAAAGCGCUAUCCUAAGGUAAAUCCGUAUAAUUACUUAGCUCGAUAUCUGAUAAAAUACUUCAAAAAGUAUCUGAGCUACAGUAUAGCAGCUGUUUUGGAAACAACUAUAUUGGUAGGGACCUCGAUAUAG